AUGGGCGCUCUUAAUUCAGAGAACUGCUCUUUUCAGUACCAGCUGCAUCAAACACAUCAGCUUCUAGAUGGUAACUGUCUGUUAUUCUUGAUUAUAUUUGGGAAAAUACUGUUAAAUAUCUUUACAUUAGGAAUGAAAAGGAAAAACACUCAUCAAAAUUUUUUGGAAUAUUUUUGCAUUUCACUAGCAUUUACUGAUCUUCUACUUUUCGUGAAUAUUUCCAUUAUAUCUUAUUUCAGGGAUUUUGUGCUUUUAGGCAUUAGGUUUACUAAAUACCACAUCUGCCUAUUUAUUCAAAUUAUUUCUUUUACUUACGGUUUUUUGCAUUAUCCAGUUUUCCUGAUAGCUUGUAUAGAUUAUUACCUGAAUUUCUCUAAAGCCACCAAGCUUCCAUUUAAGUGUCAAAAAGUAUGUUAUUUCUUUACAAUUAUUUUAAUUUGGAUUUCUGUCCUUACUUAUGUUUUGGGAGAUCCAGCUAUCUACCAAAGCCUGAAGGCACAGAAUGUUUAUUCUCAUCAAUGUCCUUUCUAUAUUGGUGCUCAGGGUUACUGGCUGUCAUUUUCCAUGAUGACAAUUUUAUUUAUGGGUUUUAUAACCUCUUGGUCAGAAGUCAUUACCUUGGUACAGGCUGUUAGGAUAACUUCCUACAUGAAUGAGACUAUCCUGUUUUUUCCCUUUUAUUCCCACUCUUCUUAUACCAUGAACUCUAAAAAAACACUCUUGCCCAAGUUGAUUAUCUGUUUUCUUGGUACCUGGUUACCAUUUGUAGUGCUUCAAGUAAUUAUCCUUUUACUUAAAAUACAGAUUCCAGCUUACAUUGAGAUGAACAUUCCAUGGUUGUACUUUGUCAAUAGUUUUCUCAUUGCUACAAUUUUUUGGUUUAAUUGUCACAAACUUAAUUUGAGAGACAUGGCAUUACCUGUGGAUCCAUUUGUCAACUGGAAAUACUGCUUCAUUCCACUUAUACUUCCUAAUUUUGAGCAAAUUGAAAAGCCUAUAUCAGUAAUCAUUUGUUGA
Rangifer tarandus platyrhynchus (Svalbard reindeer) is the source of this 1017-nucleotide messenger RNA. NCBI's taxonomy places the organism in Eukaryota, Metazoa, Chordata, Mammalia, Artiodactyla, Cervidae. The record is from the annotation of a GenBank genome assembly.